Mya arenaria is the source of this 616-nucleotide messenger RNA. RefSeq lists its product as uncharacterized. The transcript has 2 exons. The record is from RefSeq and is a predicted model, not a curated record. Lineage: Eukaryota; Metazoa; Mollusca; Bivalvia; Myida; Myidae. The coding region runs from base 140 to 616 and encodes 158 amino acids.
AUGGAUUUUAAAAUUGGCUAAUUAAAGUCGGAACACCUUGAGAACGUGAUAUGUUAAAUUUCACGUGUUUGGUAAAAGGGUGUGAAUUCGCAGUACCUAAUGAAAGCGCUUGUUGAUAUAUCAAAGUUAGAACCGUGUAAUGAGUGUUUGUAGCAGAAUUAACACCUUGGCAUGGCUUGAGCACAAUCGUCAGAUUGUCAGUAUAUAUAAAGGUGUGUUCAAAUAUAUUGCAUGUAUGUUAUGUUCACUCUUGUUAUUAAAAAUGAAGAAAGUUGCAAUUUUCGGGGACAGUCACGUCUGGCGACUAGACGCAUUCUGCAAUGAGGACCUCAAGGUGCCUAUGGAGGUGCGUUUCUUUGGUGCGGGCGGGAUGAAAGCUUCCAAACCCAAACCAGGACUUUUGAAACAGGUGAAGAUGUACGGGGCGGACUUGGUGGUAGUGAGUUUGGGCGGCAAUGAUAUCACAACUACAUCCGUACCGAAGGACAUAGUGGCGGCCGUACUUGACAUUGCCCAGGACUUCCUUGACAGUGGUGUAUCUACCAUCCUGGUGUUGGAGAUUGGGGAGCGUGGAGCAUUCCGGGACGGGUUGGGGUACAGGUCUUUUGCAAGCUAG